GAGCCGGUCCUUUCUUCCGCUGGCGGUGGUGCGCAUGGUGAGCAUGGUGCGCAUGCGCAGUUUCCACAGCCCUGGAAAGAUGGCGGAGGGAGAGGAAAGAAAAAAGAUCCCAUUGGUUCCAGAAAAUCUCCUGAAAAAGAGGAAGGCUUAUCAAGCCCUCAAAGCCACCCAAGCAAAGCAAGCACUUUUGGAAAAGAAGGAGAGGAAAGGAAAAGAGUUCAGGUUUAAACGGCUGGAAUCAUUCCUACGUGAUUCCUGGCGACAGCAACGCGAUAAGGUGCGUGUCAGACGUCUGGAAGUGAAACCUCGUGCUUUGGAAGUGCCUGAUAAACAUUCCUUGGCCUUUGUUGUGCGCAUCCAAAGGAUUGAAGGCGUCAGUUUACUGGUGAAGAGGACCAUUGCAAGACUUCGGCUGAAGAAAUUGUUUAGUGGUGUCUUUGUCAGAGUCACUCCCGGAAACAUGAAAAUGCUUCGUGUAUUGGAACCUUAUGUGACCUGGGGAUUUCCAAAUCUGAAGUCUGUCCGAGAACUCAUCUUGAAACGUGGACAAGCAAAGGUUAAGAAUAAAACCAUCCCUCUGACAGACAACACUGUGAUUGAAGAGCACCUGGGGAAGUUUGGUGUCAUUUGCCUGGAAGACCUCAUUCAUGAAAUAGCCUUCCCAGGGAAGCAUUUCCAGGAGAUCUCCGGAUUCUUGCGUCCUUUCCACCUCUCUGUGGCCCGUCACGCUACCAAGAAUAGAGUGGGCUUCCUUAAGGAGAUGGGCUCAUCUGGCUAUCGGGGUGAACGCAUCAAUCAGCUCAUCCGCCACCUGAACUAGACCUAGAAUAUCUGAAAGCACAGUACAAAAGCAUAUGCUUUUAUCUUUUGGAACUGUUAUCAAGUAUCUUCAGAGAAGAUUAUUUUCUACCCUCAGAAAUUGGAAGGAAGGGGUAGGGGAAAGACAGUAAGUUGUGAUCAUGGCAAGCUCCUGGUCACAGCCCAGUUCAAUGGAAAAUUCCAGUCAACACAUGUCAUUGAGGAACCUGUCCUACUUUGACAUCUUCAAUUUUGGGUGUUUAAUUUUGGUGGAUAAAUAAGCACAUGUACAGUGUCCCCAAGACUGUUGUACAAUAGACCAAGCCCAGGGGCAUGCCUGAAUCUAGGAGUUCAAGGGCCUUGAAAAUUUGGAAUACAGUUUUGAAAUGUACUAAGCAAGCCUCUGUUCUCUGUACUGAGUCCAUGUUCCAGCUUCAGUCAGCAUUUAUGAACUCUCAGGCCUGCCUGUCUCUCUGCUGAUGGCAUUUGUAUCCCAACCUGCAACUGAUUUAGUCCUUUUCUCUAGCUCAGAAUUUGAGAAUGGAAGGACCCCUUUAGCAGGAGAACAUGCAUAUACUCAAAAUUGUGCUUGGACCUGUACAUCUUACGUGAGAAAGUCUGCUCCUUAGCACUGAUCAGCUAAGCCCUGAACUUGCCGGUCUUCUCUGGUUCCAUGUCCUGUACAAGACUGAAACUUACCGAACCAAUUGUGUAUGUCCUGUUGUACCUGAGAAAUGCCCACCCAUUUUCCCCCCUGAGCUUCAAGAGUUUCUAGGUUUCCCUGAUCAGCCCUCUCCUCCAAACCCAGAAGUUCUUGGUUUUGCGUGGGUAUGGUUGACAUUAGGCUUUUUAGACCCUAGGCAUGCAUCUCAGCAUGUUCUGAACUCCAGAAUCGUCCUUUGUCCUGCUGGUAAUGGUGUAGUAAACCAGAAGCAUGGGCCAGGGUGUUUGUUUCAUCAGUGUCCACCUCUAAAUGGCCUCCUUCACCCUCUGUUGCUUCAGCUUGCCAUCUGAGCAAUUGGUGAAGAUGUGCCAUACCCAGGUCACACUGAAAACAUGCUUAACCAUUAUUCUCCCUGAUCCUUUUAGACUAGCUUUGCUGCAGUUUUAGCUCAUAGGACCCUUAAAAACAGCCAUGGGAUUGAGUUAGAGGUGUAACAAUGCCUUAAAAUGUGCCAGUUAUGAGGUAAUUAAUUAGGUUGGUUUGCUUCCAGAGUUAACCUGCCAGGAAUAGAUGUUAUAGAUCUUAUUCUGCUAUAUUGUAGAGCAUUGUGAAAUCAUUACAUAAAAAUGAUGUAUUGCAAAGUCAUGGAAAAAUAUUGGUAGCUACGAAAGCUUGGGGUUUAUAUUGAAGAUCUCUUACUAAAUACGGGAGCAGGGCUGGGGCUGUAGCUCAGUGGUAAGAGUGUGUGCAGUUCUGAGUUCAGUCUCCAGUAUCGCUCAAAAAAUAAAUAGGGGAAAAUUGUUGCCACUCUUGAUCUGUAAAGUGGAGCUGUUACUUUCUAGCCUGUCCGCCUUACAUGGUUAAGACAAAAUAAGUUUUUAACCUCCAAUUUUUAUAAAUAAAUUAUUAAAAGUUUGUUUUUCCAUAUAAUGUACGACACACCCUAAACAAGAGGGACUGUCCUUAUUUACAUAUACUCAGUAGACUAGGAUGUGCUAAUGCAGAUUUUUUCAUGACAACAUACACACCAGGUGUCAUCUAGAUUUUGUAGCGAGAACGAAUUAAUUUUAGGAAAAAAGUAGGUGCAGUGAACUGCAUGGCCCGUUUGGAAACUGAUUUCAGAUGGUUAUAGGAGCGUCUGCAGCCCCUUGCCUGACCCAGCUGAUGCGAAAAGCCAGUUUCUAGGGUUUUGUUGCUGGUUAACUUUUGCUUUGAAUGCUUUGGGAUUUCAUUUAAGUCAUUUUUUUUUUUGUGGCACUAGGAUU
Messenger RNA from Castor canadensis (American beaver), 2727 nucleotides. RefSeq names its product ribosomal protein L7 like 1 (gene Rpl7l1). Gene Ontology annotation, cellular component: cytosolic large ribosomal subunit. Lineage: Eukaryota; Metazoa; Chordata; Mammalia; Rodentia; Castoridae. Gene Ontology annotation, biological process: maturation of LSU-rRNA from tricistronic rRNA transcript (SSU-rRNA, 5.8S rRNA, LSU-rRNA). The record is from RefSeq and is a predicted model, not a curated record. Gene Ontology annotation, molecular function: structural constituent of ribosome; RNA binding.